AUGGCUUGCUCUUUUCGGCCGCCUUUGAUCAAAGCUGCCCAGGUUCCUUUCCUUUUUCUUCUCUUCUGUUUCGUCUUCCUCGCACUGGGCAUACAGGAAGUCAGUUUCAGCGUGCGGGAGGAGGAACCGAUUGGCAGUCUGGUGGGUGUUCUCCUACCCAAGAUACCGGACUUCAGAAGAGGCAGCCAAACCAACCCCGUAUUUCGCCUCAUUCAAAAGGGUCACGCGGCCUACUUCAAGGUCUCACCCACCGGUGGCCGCAUCACUAUAGCUCAGGUGAUUGAUCGGGAGGCCCUCUGUCCGAGUGAAGGCACGCCCAUGAAAAUUGGCCUCGGCUUACCGCGAUUAAAUGGCCAAUGUCAGCUGCGAUUCACAGUGAACGUGCUGCCUCUCGGGACCGCAGAAAUUAUCGACAUGAUCCAGGUCACCGUAAAUAUACUCGACGCCAAUGACAACCGAUGUACCUUCGAGCCGUCAGAUCAUCAAACGGUUUAUAUACCAGAGGACAGCCGGACCGGUCCCUCAUUUAUGGUGCCUUUGAAUAGGCCUUCUGACCCCGACUCUGACGCCAUGCAUCGUAUUGAUCCUCGAGGCAUACGCCUGCGCUCAGCAGAUGAACUGGACAGUGCCCGAUACUUUGACCUGCACGUCGCCGAGACCAGUUCUCUGGAAAGACCGGUCUCCCUCCAUCUCUCCCUCGCCAGACAACUGGACUACGAGGCGGCUACCACGCAUAAACUUAUCGUGACAGCAAGUGAUGCCACGCGAAUGGCCGACAAAACUUGCACCCUUCACCUCACUAUCCAGGUUGUCGACGUGAAUGACAACCCACCGCGUUUCGAAAAAAAACUUAUGCAUUUACAGUUGAAGGAGAACGCACCCGUGGGUUCCGUCAUCUACCAGGUGAAGGCCACGGAUGGCGAUAAGGGCCCGGUCUUUGGUCGGCUCAUUUACUCGCUGGGGCCCUACGCAGAAGCCGACGUACGUCAGCAUUUUUACGUCUCCCCAAACAACGGCUCAAUUAUUCUCAAGAGGAAGCUCUCCUACGCACGCAUCAAUAAGUUCGAAAUCCCGUUGGUUGUACGCAAUCCGACACAAUCGGAGGCUCAGGCAUCACCCAAGGGUCCCUCCAACCAAGUUCCCGCAGCUCAGCGAAUGGGAACUCCCCUGGAGACGACUGUUCAUGACACGGCUCGUCUCAUAGUCAAUGUGAUUGAUGUGAACGACGAGAAGCCGGUGAUAUCGGUGUUCACUUUAGAUGGCCACAAUGACAUCUCCAUCGAGGAGAACAGAAAUAAUGUACCCUCAGAUUUCGCCGUCGUUAGCGUCACAGACGGGGACAGUGGAGAAAAUGGACGAGUUGAGUGUGAACUGGCUGCAAAUUCAACUAGUCGCUUCCGAUUGACAAGGAUGACCAAUAUGAAACCCAGUGGCGCCUUUGACGGAGGCCAGGAGACGCUCUUUAAACUAUCUGCGUUGGUUGCAUUUGACAGGGAAGAAAACAAGAUCAGGUAUAGCCUGAUACAACCCUCUGAAAAGCCCAUGUUCAAAAUCGAUGAGAAGGAGGGUGUGAUCAGCUCGAACGGACAUCUGGAUCGAGAGCAGCAGGCGACCUACGAGUUUGAGAUUGUGGCUCAGGAUCUCGGGACACCUUCGCUAUCUUCUUCUGCCAAAGUAAUCAUCUACGUGCGAGACUUCAAUGAUGAAUCACCGGUGUUCUCGAAACCGGAAUUCGAAUUCGAGGUUCCAGAGGGCGUCCCUGCGAAUCACCUGAUCGGCAUCAUUUACGCUUCGGACGUAGAUGAGGGCAAAAAUGGGGAACUGAAGUUCUGGAUUUUGCCUACUGACCUUCCCACACAGUAUUCUCUCUCGGAGGAAAGUUUGCAACAUCGCUGGCGUUUGGAAGACGAGGAAACUCUACCCUACCGCCUGGAACCACACUAUAUUAGAAGCGAAAAUAGAUAUGAGAUUGGCAUCCUCACAAGUGGCCCUAUUGACCGGGAGGCCACAGCAGGUCUUAAUAAACUGACCUCCAGAAUGAUUCGUCCCACGGAAGGCGCACUGGAUUUCAAUUACCCUACCCCAACCGACGUGUCGGCCUCAAGGCACACCUUUUUCGCUAUUGCGGAGGAUGAGGGCACCCCGAAGAGGAGCUCGAGGGCGAAGAUUACCAUCAACAUCCUCGACGUUAACGACAAUGCACCGGUCUUUCUCUUUCCCACCUCUAACAAUUCGACGGUCAACGUGUCCUUCAAGGAAUAUGUUGGAUUCGCCUUCACAAGGGUAAGUUGA
Dibothriocephalus latus is the source of this 2292-nucleotide messenger RNA. The record is from the annotation of a GenBank genome assembly. Lineage: Eukaryota; Metazoa; Platyhelminthes; Cestoda; Diphyllobothriidea; Diphyllobothriidae.